Merops nubicus (carmine bee-eater) is the source of this 447-nucleotide messenger RNA. RefSeq names its product C1D nuclear receptor corepressor (gene C1D). The coding region runs from base 1 to 447 and encodes 148 amino acids. Gene Ontology annotation, biological process: regulation of gene expression; maturation of 5.8S rRNA. The record is from RefSeq and is a predicted model, not a curated record. Gene Ontology annotation, cellular component: nucleolus; exosome (RNase complex). Lineage: Eukaryota; Metazoa; Chordata; Aves; Coraciiformes; Meropidae. Gene Ontology annotation, molecular function: RNA binding; DNA binding. The transcript has 4 exons.
AUGGAAAUGUCAGGAGAUUAUAUUAAUACCGAAGAAUACCCCACUGAAAUUCAUGAUUACCUCACAGCAUUUGAAAAAUCUCUUGGCUCUGUAGAUGAGAUGCUGAAGACAAUGAUGUCAGUUUCCAGGAGUGAGCUUCUCCAAAAGUUAGAUCCUCUUGAGCAAGCAAAGCUGGAUUUGGUUUCGGUGUACACAUUAAAUUCCUUGUUCUGGGUAUACUUGGCUACUCAGGGAAUCAAUCCAAAGGAGCAUCCAGUGAAACAAGAACUGGAGAGAAUAAGAACAUACAUGAACAAGGUCAAAGAAAUAGCAGACAAGAAAAAAGCAUCCAAACUCAAUAAAGGAGCUGCUUCUAGGUUUGUAAGAAAUGCACUCUGGGAACCAAAUGCUGAAAAUGAACGUACCUCCAAAACUCCUGCUAAAGGAAAAAAGAGAAAGAUGGACUAA